AUGGCUCACCAUACGCUAAAUUUUGGUAAAUGUUUUCUGACCCCUUGUGAAGAAUGCACAGUCUAUAAUUGUUGGGGUCAAUAUUCUACAAGUGUCAAAUUAGAAGAAGCAGGAAAGAAAAAAAAAACCCAUAAAGCUCUAGGAGAUUUGUAUAAUAGGACACAUGAAGUUGUCCCAAUUUGGCAUGUACAGAAGAAACAGAAAAUAUUCCUGAUCACAAUAACACAAAAGUUGAAAUUAACAAUAAAAGUAGAGGCUCGUUUCCGCUGGAUCACUCCCCUCCAUAGCCUGUGCCCUGUCUAUCACGAGCACACCGUGGCCAGGCCCCUGCGCACCCCGCUGCGGCUGCUAGCCGCUGUGGCCCUGACUCUGGCCCUGGCUGUGAGUCCCGGGACCGGCAGGAGAAACAAGUCUGCACUGGUGGGCGCCCCUUUGGACGCCGACGUCAACGAGGAGGGAGGCGCUGAACUCAGCGGGUACAGCAAGGGGAGCAACGACGUGUACCCCAGCCGCGCGAUGCGGGUGGUGCGUGCCCGAAAGCAGGCCGUGGCUGCGUUGAACUACUUCCUGGACGUGGAGAUUGGACGAACCAGAAGUACCAAGCCCCAUCCCAACUUGGACACCUGUCCCUUUCAUGACCAGCCACACCUGAUGAGGAAAACGCUCUGCUCUUUCCAGAUAUACACUGUACCCUGGAUGGGCAAGACAUCCCUGGUGAAGUCCGGCUGCCAGGAUGCGUAGAGGACCCUGUGAUAGGCUGGGUUGCUCAGGCCCCCUUCUGCCACCCCGCUCCUCCUUGUAGAACUCCUAAUCCUUGGAAGGGUGGCCCUGUCCAAGGAUGUCCCCUCAGUGUGCUGGUCCCAGGAGACAAAUAGAAAAGGAUUCUGGGGCAUUUUUUGGAAAGCAAAAUGUAAUGCACUCGUUCUGCUGUAUCUUCAUCAAUAAAAAGUCACAUCAGCUAAAAAAAAAA
Molecule: messenger RNA, 970 nt
Organism: Lynx canadensis (Canada lynx)
Lineage: Eukaryota; Metazoa; Chordata; Mammalia; Carnivora; Felidae
Product: cystatin-C-like
Molecular function (GO): cysteine-type endopeptidase inhibitor activity
Source: RefSeq, a predicted model, not a curated record